AUCACGCCCAAGUGGCUGACGAAGAUCUUGGUUGGUGGAAACACCUUAUGCUUUCUGAUCCGAGCGGCUGGUGGAGGCAUUAUUGCUGGAGGGGGUAGCAAGAAAAGCGCAGAUCUAGUCAAAGCUAUGAUCUUGACUGGACUCUGCUUACAAAUGGUCAUCUUCGCAUUCUUCGUAGUUGUGACAGCAAUUUGGCACAAACGGAUGAAUGCCACAGGUCGUGGAAAGCGGGAAGAUGAACACUUCGAUUGGAUUCGAUGCCUCAGUAUGUUGUAUACCGUCAGCGGUAUCAUCACGGUCAGACAUCUAUUUCGGGUCAUUAAGUACGCUGCGGAUGACGGAUAUCUGCUCGCGAACGAAUGGUCCAUCUGCAUCUUUGACGCUAUGCUGAUGGUUGUUGUCCUAGCCAUCUGCUGCGCUUGG
Messenger RNA from Macroventuria anomochaeta, 423 nucleotides. RefSeq lists its product as uncharacterized. The annotation marks the transcript as partial. The transcript has 2 exons. Gene Ontology annotation, cellular component: membrane. Lineage: Eukaryota; Fungi; Ascomycota; Dothideomycetes; Pleosporales; Didymellaceae. The record is from RefSeq and is a predicted model, not a curated record.